Messenger RNA from Fulvia fulva, 2691 nucleotides. RefSeq lists its product as uncharacterized. NCBI's taxonomy places the organism in Eukaryota, Fungi, Ascomycota, Dothideomycetes, Mycosphaerellales, Mycosphaerellaceae. Bases 1 to 2691 code for a protein of 896 amino acids. The record is from RefSeq and is a predicted model, not a curated record. The transcript is spliced from 3 exons.
AUGGGCGCCUCGACGCAUGCAAAGGUCGCUGGCUAUGCAGCCAGUCUUACAGCUUCGAUCACGGAAAAGGAUGGUCUUACAAAGCAGACGGCAGAGCUGGAGAGAAGGUUGGUGGCAGACCAGCAGAAGGUUGUGGAGCUACAAGAACUGAACAACACUGCGCAAAGCGAUCGAGUGCAUUUACAGGCCAAGGUCGAAAAACUCGAACAGCGCAAUUCGAUCUGCGAGGGUCGACUGGAGGCCCGCGAGCAAGAGAAGACGAGACUUGUCUGCAGCCUGUCUGCCCUGGAAAAGAAAGCGUCGACGGCCCAAACUGAGGUUGACGAACUUGGCGCAUCCAAGGGUGCAAUGUCUCAAGAAAACAGCACCCUCCAAUCGAAGCUCGAAUGUGCAUACCUACAACACUACACCCUUGAGAAACAAGUCAAGGAUCUACGAGCAGAUCUGGCAAAGCCGUAUAGCAGUUCUGAUAAGAUGGACACUCUCACAGACGAAAUUCAGUAUUUGCAGCAAAGCAACGCCAGCCUUCAGGGCACAUUGGACAGUGCCUUGAACGACGAGAAGAACUACACGGAGCAAAUCUUAGCUCAACAAAGUGUGAUAGACCACCUGAGCACGCACAACGAUCAGCUUCUAGCAGACAAUCGUGACAAAGAUGACGAAUUGAAAUGCCUGAACUCACUCCUGGGGAAAGACAACAACGAAGCGGGUGAACUUCGAAUGAAGGUAGAGAACCAGCAGAAACGGAUCAAUGAUUUCAAUAAGGAUCUCGGCAUGAUACACGACCUUCGUCGGCAGGAGAAGGUAGCAGAAGCCGAGGCAGCGAAGAGCUCAGCAGAACAGGAGGCUCUACGCCAGCAGGUGCGCGACAUGACUGCUCAGACAGCAGACAUCGCGAAGUUCAAGCUCGAGCACGACAGACUUCGAGCGCAGACUGCAGAAACCGCCCGUUCGAUUACGCGCUCUGCUAAGAAGGAAUGCGAACUGCGUACUAAGCUUAGUGCACUCGAGCGCUCCAGAACAGAGCUCUACGAGCUCGCCUGGGCUGGAAUAGAGCACCUAUUGUCCUACGGGGAGGACUACACCUACAUCUUCGCCAACAGGUGGCAGCUGGCCGAGGCGGACGCUUCUGCCCGCAGCGCUGAGGUCUUAAAACUCCAAAGUCGCAUUCGGGAUUCCGAGCAAACUUUGCAACAUCGCAACGAGGAGGUAUCGCGUCUCAAUACUCAGCUGGCAGAAUUCGCAAGCCUUCAAGAUGAGAUCCCGUUGCUCAAGCGAGAUCUCGCGGAGAAAGAGACGUCUCUUGAGGUGCACGUAUCCCAAAAGAACAAGCUGCGCCCGGAACUUGACGCGUGCAGGCAGAAGCUUGGCUUAGCAAAAGAAGAGAUCCAGAUGCUGCGAACCGAAAAUAGCAGGAUCAAUGGACAGCUGGCUCAGGCGCAAUCUAAUGCAGAAGUGGCACAAAACAAGGUCAAAGCGCUUGAUGUGCAACUAGCAGCGCUGCAAGCGAGCCUUGAGACAACUCGUCAGACAGAGCUCGAGCUUAAGGAGACGGUCCCCAAGCUGAAGGCGAGCGAGGUCAACCUAUUGCCACGCAAUGCUAGCCAGACGGUCGUCGCCCAGAAGAGGUACGCUAGCCGUGGAUACGUGGAGAAUGACAUCUUUGGCGCCGAGAACAAUCCCACUGCACUGAGCGAGCAGCACUGGAGAUCUAUGGAGCGCCUAUAUCAAGAUGUGCCUGAUCGCCGAGUCAACAUUUGGAUCAAUAAUCGUGUGCUGCCGCGCGGCUACCAGCGACUCUGUAAUGGCAACUGCGCAGCAGAAGCUACAGAAUCAAGCAGUCAAGCAUAUUUACCUUCAGGGCUCGAGUUGAUGAGUGAUGAGCUCGGUUCUGGUAAACACUGGAACCUGACAGCGAUAGACUUCACUGGAGAGAAACUGCAUACGCCUUACCCAGAGGACUACUUGGCAUUGGAGGCCAUUCUAUGUCCUGUCAUCCGAGGAAGCGGAGAAGGUAAUGACUCAGCACAAGAAGCCAUGGAGUCCUUGUCACAGUGUGCGGAGCCAGAGACGGUGUCAUUGCCUCCUCCUCCGAUACGAGAUGUGUUGACUCUCGCGAGCAACUUUGAGCAGGCUGAGGACGAUACGUUGUUUUUACCCGAGGAAUUGGACGUUCCGGCAAACGAUGUCCGUGAGCCAGGAGAGUGGUCAUCGAAUGCUUGCCCUCUCGCUGCAGAAGAGUCUGCAGAGCUGCAGCAUCAAAGAGGACAAUCGGAUUCUGUGGUGAACAAGCAGCCUCACUUCGUACCGCCCCCGCCGGCCCUUUCUCGAUCAGAACAUGCGUCACGUUCCAGGGUACAGCUGGUUAACGACUACUUCGGGCAGCAUGGCGUGAGCCGUAUUCAUACGGAUCUAGGCUCGACCACAAGUACACAGUCACUCCCAACUCCUCUACAAACACCGGGAAAGCAACGCCCGACCAAAAGCGUGAGAUGGACAGAGGAAGUGGCUGCUCCAUCUGAUGUGCUUGCGCGAGCGCCCAAACAACCACGAAUGUUCCGAGACUCAGACCAGCAGCAUGCAGAAGAACUCAGGCAGGACAGCAUAUCAGGGACGACAACGAUAUCGCCGGAUCGCGAUCGCAGACGCCCUGUGUAUGAGAGUAUCGGUACGAGAGAGGAGGCUGCCUGA